GAGCAGCAGCAGCAGCAGCAGCAGCAAAUGGGACCGCAGCUGCAGCGCGCGGUCGUGGGCCCCCGCUGCUGCUGCUGAUGCAGCAGCCCCUGCUGCUGCUGCUGCUGCGGCCCCCGCAGCGUCCGUUCCAGCCGCAGCGCCAGCAGCACCCGCAGCUGCAGCAGCACCCCCCGCUGCAGCAGCAGCAGCAGCACCCCCAGCAGCAGCAGCAGCAGCAGCAGCAGCAGCAGAACGUUUUCCGUUUCAGGCGGAAGUGAAGCGGGUGCUGGACAUCAUAGUGCACAGUCUGUACACCGACAGAGACGUUUUCCUGCGCGAGUUAAUUUCAAAUGCUGCAGACGCCUGCGACAAGAAGCGCGUGCUGCUCGAGCAGCAGCAGCAGCAGCAGCAGCAGCAGCAGCAGCAGCAGCAGCAGCAGUGGCGGGGGGCCAUAAGGGUCUACGCAGACAAAAGCAAGGGGACUUUGACUGUAGAAGAUGAUGGCAUUGGAAUGUCUCGACAGGAGCUGAUAGACCACUUGGGGACAAUAGCGCAGUCGGGGACUUACAGGUUUGCGCAGCAGCUGCAGCAGCAGCAGCAGCAGCAGCAGCAGCUGCUGCAGCAGCAGCUCGCAGCUGGCUGCGCGCCGCAGAGCGCCAGCGACCUCAUUGGCCAGUUCGGCGUUGGCUUCUACUCUGCCUUUCUUGUUGCUGACAAAGUGGAGGUCAUUUCUUCAAGAUGGACUCCUGCUGCUGCUGCUGCAGCAGCAGCAGCAGCAGCAGACGGUGCAGCAGCAGCAGCAGCAGCAGAGGGGCUUCCCGAGGUGUGGAAGUGGAGCUCGAGCUGCGGGCAGACCUUCACGGUGGAGCAGCUUGCUGCAGCAGCAGAGCAGCAGCGGUGGCAGCAGCAGCAGCAGCAGCUGCAGCAGUCGCUGCAGCAGCAGCAGGCGAAGCGCGCCGCUGCUGCCGCCGCCCCCCAGCAGCAGCAGCAGCAGCAGCAGCAGCAGCAGCAGCUGUGGACUGGCAGCAGAGUCGUGCUGCACCUCAGAGAAGACUCAGAUGACUAUUUAGAAGACUACAGACUUAAAGAACUUUUGAAGAAGUUUUCGGAGUUUCUCCAAGUGCCGAUUUAUUUGCUGUCGGAGCGCGUGGAGUACGAGCGCGUGCGGGACACUGCAGCAGCAGCAGCAGCAGCAGCAGAUGCAGCAGCAGCAGCAGAUGCAGCAGCAGCAGCAGCAGCAGCAAAGUUCAAAACGGUCACCCACAGAUUCCAAGAGUGGAUUCAUCUCAACACGCAGCCCCCAAUUUGGAGAAGACCAGAAGCAACUUUGAAGGAAAAAGAUUAUGUCGACUUCUACAAAACCACCUUCAAGGCCUAUGAUGACCCGCUGGCUUUUCUGCACAUGGCCGUGGAGGGCCAAGUCUCCUUCAGAGCGCUGCUGUACGUCCCGGGCUCUUUGCCGUGGGAGCUUUCCCGCAACAUGUUUGAUGAGGACUCGCGGGGGAUUCGACUGUGGUUGACUUUCAUUCGGGGAGUUGUGGACUCGGACGACCUGCCGCUGAACGUGGGAAGGGAACUUUUGCAGAAGUCGCAAAUGCUGCGAAUAGUUCACAAAAGAGUGGCAGCAAAAGCUGUCGAAAUGAUCCAAGCAAUUAAAAGACAAGGAAAAGAAAAGUGGGAGAGGUUUUGGGAGAACUACGGCAAGUACCUCAAGAUUGGGGCUGUGGAAGACAGAGACCAGCAAGAGGCCCUCGCCUCUUUAGUCCAACUCCAUUCUUCUCAUUCCAAAACUUCUUUAACAACUUUAGAUGAUUACAUUUCCAGAAUGGAGGCCCGCAACCGUUUAAUAGAGUCCGGCAACUACCCGGGGCCCCCGGGGGCCCCCCAGGGGGCCCCCCAGGGGGCCCCCCAGAGCGCGGGCGCCGAGGGGGGCCCCCAGGGGGGCCCCCAGGGGUGGGGGGGCCCCCAGGGGGGCCCCCAGGGGCCCCCCAGGAGGCAAAGGGCGAUAUAUUACUUGGCAGCAGAAAGCCGAAAGGCUGCAGAGGACAGCCCGGCUUUGGAGGGUUUGAGGGCUCGAGGGUUUGAAGUUUUGUUUGGAGUUGAGCCUUUAGAUGAGUUCUUUUUGGCCUCUUUGGCAGUAAACCAAUUCAAAGGGUACUCAGUUAUAGACAUUAAUAAGGCAGACUUGCAGUUGGACGAGGCCCCGGGGCCCCCGGGGGCCCCCGGGGGGGCCCCCGGGGGGGCCCCGGGGGCCCCCGGGGGGCCCCAGUUGCAAAAUUCCGAAAAUUCGACUGAGUCCGAAUUGGCCCAAAAACUGCAGCCGUCGGACUUCGCCACAAAACGCAUUGAGUUGGGGGGGCUGGUGGAGUGGCUGCAGCAAACGCUGGGCCCUCGAGUCCACAGCGUGUGCCUGUCUUCGCGUCUUGUGCAAAACCCCGCAGUGCUGGUCCAGGGGCAGCUGGGGCUGUCGCCCACCAUGCAGCGCUACAUGCAGCAGCAAGCUGCUGCGCAAGGCGCCACCGAGCAGCAGCUUUUUGGGACUUCUUUGAACCAACCGGUUCUCGAGAUCAACCCAGACCACACCAUCAUUCGCCAGCUAGACUCCAUGGUGAAGGCAGACCCCACAAGUGCGCGGGCCAAAAGCCUGGCCCUGGAGCUCUUCUCCGUGGCUUCGCUGCAGGGCGGCUACAGCCUGGAGGACCCUGGGGGCUUUGCGCGGGCUGUGAUAGAGCUGCUGCAGCGGGAAGCAGCAGCAUACAUCAGCAGCAGAGCUUGA
Messenger RNA from Eimeria necatrix, 2755 nucleotides. Its product is annotated as heat shock protein 90, putative. Gene Ontology annotation, biological process: cellular response to heat; protein stabilization; protein folding. Gene Ontology annotation, cellular component: cytosol; protein-containing complex; plasma membrane. The annotation marks the transcript as partial. Lineage: Eukaryota; Apicomplexa; Conoidasida; Eucoccidiorida; Eimeriidae. The transcript is spliced from 7 exons. The record is from RefSeq and is a predicted model, not a curated record. Gene Ontology annotation, molecular function: ATP-dependent protein folding chaperone; ATP hydrolysis activity; ATP binding.